Molecule: messenger RNA, 2375 nt
Organism: Bactrocera oleae (olive fruit fly)
Lineage: Eukaryota; Metazoa; Arthropoda; Insecta; Diptera; Tephritidae
Source: RefSeq, a predicted model, not a curated record
CAACUUAUUCAUUCUGUUUAGGACAGUGCAGUCGCGUAGUACGAAGGUUAAAGCAAUCCGACAGGUGUUCCUACCUCGCGGUUCAAUCGUUCAACAUCGGGCAAUAACGGCUCUUUCAUUAGCAACGCGAAAGACAGCAAUAAAAUUAAUUUUAUUGAAAAUAUAUUUAUAAUAGCUAGCAAAAUUGUUUGUAUUGCGAUACAAGUUGAAUAGCAUCAGAGGAGAGGUUCAAAACUACAUUUGUGUAGGUACGUCAGAACUUACUCACCACAACAAUAAGCAUAAUGUCAGAAUAUUCACUUCUUCAGCAUCCUAAUGGACUUUUUUGUUUGUGGUUUGAUUGCACUGCACUUUGGUGGUAAUUAAAUUACCGCAACCAUAAUUGCUACAAUAAUGACAACACUGCUGGCUUUUGUACGUUUUUUACCGGUGUUCAACAGAAAAAUUGCACAUGCAUACAUAUAUUACAACAGAUACCUGCGGAAUCUUGUUCACUUUAUGAUCAAUUUCCACUCACCGACGUGAACAUCGUACUUAUGGCACAGCUAUGUAGGUGUAUGAGUAUUAUGUGCUUUAAAAUAUGAAAGAGGAAGAAAGUGUUUAAAACAUUUGCAUAAACAUCCGCGUAGUAUAUAAACUUGGGAAAUAAAAUAAUCUAUAACUGGCUUUGAAACACCUUUAUAGUACUUACUCACCCUUUCAACAUUUCCCACAAAUAUGUUUCAAUCAGCAGUCUUCUGUAAAGGAUUAUUCUAUUUGGCGACAUUCUCAGUGCUGACACAUUUUUUAAUAGAGCCAGUAAUUGGAGUAGUUAAUGAAAAAGAAGAACAAUUCACGAAUGGCGCGGUAUACAAGAACGAUUUUGAACCCCUCACAUUACACAAACGACCCUCCUUCUUUGUUGGCAGUCGAUAUGGCCGAUCCAGUGGCGGUGCUGCACUAAGCUCUUCGAAGACACGCCGUCUAAGUGUGGUACCUCGUAACGAUCGCUUCUUUUUGGGUUCACGGUAUGGAAAGCGCUCCGAAGAAAAUUCCGCUGCAGAAUUCUAUUCGCCAUAUGAGCAAGAAAAUCAACUUGCCAACAACGAUGCUAUUAACGCUAUUAAUGGUUUAUCAUUACAACAUAAUGGAGUUAAUAAAUUGCCAUACGGUGAAAGUAAUAAUAUGCUGGAAAAGCAACAACAAGAACAAAUACAAACACCUUUAAUGAUGUCUUGCGUAUAUACUGGCUUGAGGAACUUCUUUCGCUGUCGCAAUAUCGAUGAGAUCAAUAACAUUAUCAAUCAGUUGACGAUUGCUCACAGCGUCGAGGAGAGAAAGUAAAUGAUAUAUGAGCAUUAUUAAAAGUAUUAAGCAGUUGUGAGUUUACAGGAAUAUUAUGUUUUGUUCACUCAUAAUAAUAUCGCUAGUAGCAAAAAUUUAUUACUAUAAAUAUUUUACGGCUGUACCAAAUCUGGAAAAUUAAUAUGAAGUGCUCUCGCGUUAACUCUAAUUCUCACAAAUUCGCGUUUUCUUCAUUGACUACUUCAUAACUCUUCGUUUUAACUUGAAGAAAAGUUAAGUACAAUUAAAACUUUUUUAAAGAAACGUCACCAUCCAAUGGCCAACAACAAAUGAGUCCUCCAAUGAUAAAGGAUAAUUUGUCGACAUUUUAAAUACCUAAUCAUAAAACUAUUGAAGAACGCUGUUUUAAUUAAUUUGAUUACAACAGAAUGCGCUGUUAUUAAAAAAUAUGAGUAUAAAGUGAUGUGAACAUUUGUUAAAGAAUUCACUUAUUAAAUCUGAACUUAUGUACAUGCGUAUCUGUAUCGGAAAGUAAAAUCGCCCUAAGUUGAUUUCAAAGAUUAUAAAGAAAUAUUCUGAUUAUUUCAAUUUAGAACUUAACAAUAUUUUCUAGAUACACCAGACAUAUGUAUGUAUGUAUAUUCGAGUGUAGACAAAACAAAGCGAAAUUAUUUUACCCUUAAUAAAUUACGUACUCACCUAUAUUUACAUUUACUGAAUUAAUAUUUGUCUUUUCAGCACAGAUUUUUUAUGUAAUAAUUAAGCAAAAAAAAAAAAUUGUUAUGAAAUUGGCACUGGUUUACAUAAAAUGUGAAAUUAAAAUUUUGAAAAAGGGCUGGAUAAAUUUUAAUUGUCACGAAAUCACGAGCUUAGCCAAACUGCGAACGAUAUGUCUUAAAUAUAUGUAUAUAUAUAUAUUUUUUUCAAAACCAAAAAUUAUAAAUAUAUAGGAUAACUGUAAAUAAUAUUGUAAAAACAUACAAAAUAGUCGAUAAUUAUUAAUCUAUCUAAAUAUCUAAAAUAAAUAAACGGAGCAUACAUUUAUCUAAUUACAGUGACAUCUAUGUAGAAGUGUACGAUAUGUCCUAUGU